Messenger RNA from Argiope bruennichi, 2688 nucleotides. Its product is annotated as ribonucleoside-diphosphate reductase large subunit-like. The record is from RefSeq and is a predicted model, not a curated record. The transcript is spliced from 19 exons. NCBI's taxonomy places the organism in Eukaryota, Metazoa, Arthropoda, Arachnida, Araneae, Araneidae. Bases 99 to 2522 code for a protein of 807 amino acids. Gene Ontology annotation, cellular component: ribonucleoside-diphosphate reductase complex. Gene Ontology annotation, biological process: DNA replication; deoxyribonucleotide biosynthetic process. Gene Ontology annotation, molecular function: ribonucleoside-diphosphate reductase activity, thioredoxin disulfide as acceptor; ATP binding.
GUUGUCAAAAAUCCCAUUCUCAUCACAAUUCAAUCAAUCAAUCAUUCUUUUUGGAAAGCAUUAUUUUGCGCACUCUAUUCAAAUAUAUAAAUAAAAUCAUGAUUACCAGCCCAAGAGCCCUUAUAUUUCUACAUGCUAAGAAUCUUGCCAGCCAGCUGAAGCAUAAUCUGUCUUCAUAUGGAUCACAAGCGAAUGCAAUUGCCAGACUGACAUCUCGAUUAAAAAAAUUUUCUUAUGGACUGAAUAUGGAUUAUGUUAAUCCUUCUACUGUAGUUAAAAAAGUCAUGAGUGGAUUAACUCCAAGCAUGAAGACAUCAGAAUUGGACUGCUUGGCUGCGGAAAUCUGUGCAACUAUGACAACAUUUCAUCCUGAUUAUGCUAUAUUGGCUGGACGUAUUGCUAUCUCUAAGCUUCAUAAUGAAACAAAAGAAUCCUUUAGUAGUGUAAUUGAGGACUUGUAUACAUUGGUGAAUAAAAAAACUGGGAAACAUGCCCCACUAAUAUCAGAUUAUAAUUUCAAUGUGAUUAUGAAGAAUGCUGAGAAACUGAAUUCUAUCAUUGACCACAAAAGAGAUUACAAUUAUAACUAUUUUGGAUUUAAGACUCUGGAACGAUCAUAUUUGUUAAAAAUAGAUGAUAAAGUGGUUGAAAGACCCCAACAUAUGUUGAUGCGAGUUGCUAUUGGGAUUCAUGGUGAAGACAUUGGUAAGGCUAUUGAGACUUAUCAUCUAAUGUCUGAGAAAUGGUUCACUCAUGCAUCUCCAACUCUUUUCAAUGCUGGCACUCCAAGACCUCAGUUAUCAAGUUGUUUUUUGCUUGAUAUGGAAUCUGAUAGUAUUGAUGGCAUCUUCAACACUUUAAAAAGAUGUGCCAUUAUUUCGAAAUAUGCUGGUGGUAUUGGAUUAAAUGUUCAUAAAAUACGAGCAAAGGGCUCAUACAUAAAUGGUACGAAUGGUACAGCAAGUGGACUUGUACCUAUGCUGAGGGUCUUCAACAACACAGCUCGAUAUAUAGGCCAGGGAGGAAAUAAGAGGCCUGCUGCCUUUGCCAUUUAUUUAGAACCAUGGCACGCUGAUAUUUUUGAAUUCCUUAACUUGAAAAAAAAUAUUGGCAAAGAAGAGCAGAGGGCUCGAGAUCUGUUUUAUGCUUUAUGGAUACCCGAUCUGUUCAUGAGAAGGGUGCGGGAGGAUGGAGUUUGGUGCUUAAUGUGCCCUCAAGAGUCACCAGGACUUCAGGAUUGUUGGGGUGAUGAAUUUGAACAAUUGUAUGAAAAGUAUGAAAAAGAAAAUAAAUUUAGAAGAAAAGUGAAAGCUCGAGAUCUCUGGUAUGCAGUUGUAGAGUCACAAAUUGAAACAGGAAUACCAUAUAUGCUCUACAAAGACACUUGCAAUCGUAAAUCAAACCAAAAGAACUUAGGCACAAUGAAAGGGAGCAAUUUAUGUACAGAAGUUAUUCAGUUCAGCUCUCCAAAUGAGGUUGCUGUUUGCAAUUUAGCUUCCAUCUCACUCCCUAGAUGUGUUUUAAACAAUAGUUUGUAUGAUUUUGAGAAGUUGAGAGAAAUCACAAAAGUUGUUACUUACAAUCUUAACAAAGUGAUUGAUAUCAAUUACUACCCUAUUCCUGAGGCCGAACUGUCUAAUAAAAGGCAUAGACCCAUUGGAAUUGGAGUCCAAGGACUGGCUGAUGCAUUCAUUUUGAUGCGUUUUCCAUUUGAUAGCGAUGAAGCACAGAAGCUGAAUGUAGAAAUUUUUGAAACAAUUUAUUUUUCUGCUCUGGAAGCUAGCUGCGAAUUGGCUCAAAAGUUUGGACCAUAUGAAACUUACUUUGGUUCUCCUGCAUCUAAAUUGAUACUGCAGUAUGACAUGUGGGAUGUGAUUCCAUCACAAAGGUGGAAUUGGAAAGCCUUGAAGCAAAACAUUGCCAAAUAUGGUUUGAGAAACAGUCUUCUAGUUGCCCCCAUGCCUACAGCAUCUACAGCUCAGAUUCUUGGAAAUAAUGAAUCAAUAGAACCCUACACAAGCAAUAUUUAUUCCAGAAGGGUCCUAUCAGGGGAAUUUCAGGUUGUGAACCAUCAUUUAGUGAAUGAUUUGACUAAAUUAGGUCUUUGGGAUCAAAAUAUGAAGAAUAAAAUCAUAGCUAAUCAUGGUUCCAUACAGAACAUUAACAAGAUUCCUGAUGACCUUAAGAGGUUGUACUGCACUGUAUGGGAGAUACCUCAGAAAACCAUCCUAAAGAUGGCGGCUGACAGAGGCGCUUUCAUUGAUCACAGCCAAUCCUUGAAUAUUCAUAUAGCCCAGCCAAGUUAUGGAAAAAUGACUAGCAUGCAUUUCUAUGGGUGGAAGUUGGGACUGAAGACUGGAAUGUAUUACUUACGAUGUCAACCUGCAGCCAAUGCCAUUCAAUUUACAGUUGAUAAAAAUUCACUGACAGAAAAUUCUUCAAGGCAAAAUGUACAAAGAAAUCAAGCAGCUGAAAUAUUUCCUUCACUAGAUAAUAAUGUCUGCAAUAGUUGCAGUGGAUAGAUUUUUUUAAGAAUUUUUUUUCCCCUGGUAAAUGAAUAAUGCAUCAUAAUUUUCAAUUUUGUGUAAUUUUAAAAUGUUUAUUUUGAUGUCUAAAUUUUUAAAGUGAGAAUCAUAUUUUUAUUUCGAUGUUUUAAUAAUUAUAAUUUAAUUUAUUGUCAUGUCAUAU